AUGGUGGGUCGCGACGCGGCCCGUCGUGGCAUGGGAGCAAAGCCCUCAUACGUGCCGGCCCCGCCUCCCGGUAUUAGUCCAUGGGCCAAGCCCUCCGUUACGGAGGGCCCUCCCCAACUCACGGCAGAAGCCUUCCCGCCUCUGCCAUCUAAACCCGCAACCGCAGCGCCUUCCCAGGUCCCUGCGCCAAACCCUAUAUUAAAAGAGAGGCCCACAUCAAAUGCGAGCCCUCCUAAAGCCCUCAGCCCUCCCGUAAAGGCAACUGAGGAGUCAGGCAGCGUCCGCGACGCUUUUAAUCUUGCGUUCAGCGUAAUAGACGCUAUAGACUUAGACGCACUCGUCGCAUUCGCGGAGGCCUUUAAGUCCGCCAAAACUGCGUCCACCAAGGUGGAGGUAAUAACCGAGCACGCCCUGCUCCUUAAGUCCGUGCGGCAAUUUGUGGAAUCCGGCACACCGCAAUAG
This is a messenger RNA of Pieris napi, 462 nucleotides long. Its product is annotated as proline-rich receptor-like protein kinase PERK9. Bases 1 to 462 code for a protein of 153 amino acids. The transcript has a single exon. The record is from RefSeq and is a predicted model, not a curated record. Lineage: Eukaryota; Metazoa; Arthropoda; Insecta; Lepidoptera; Pieridae.